This is a messenger RNA of Xyrauchen texanus (razorback sucker), 6730 nucleotides long. Its product is annotated as U5 small nuclear ribonucleoprotein 200 kDa helicase. The record is from RefSeq and is a predicted model, not a curated record. The coding region runs from base 222 to 6626 and encodes 2134 amino acids. Lineage: Eukaryota; Metazoa; Chordata; Actinopteri; Cypriniformes; Catostomidae. The transcript is spliced from 45 exons. Gene Ontology annotation, molecular function: ATP binding; nucleic acid binding; ATP hydrolysis activity. Gene Ontology annotation, cellular component: nucleus.
GUAGUGUGUGGUGCAGACGUGUGGUGCAGUUUUGCAGAUAAAGAAAAUACACUGUUAUUGUUUUGUGCACGUUACCGGUGCACUCUGAGCUUUAAUUUACAUAGGUAGGGCAGAUGAGUUCUGUGUAGUUUAUUGAAGCUUCAGUCUUUCCGCUAGCACUGUGUGUGCUGGUUGAUAAAGAAGAUUUUCUUUUGUGAGCGCAUUUACAGCAAUAAGAAGUCAUGGCGGAUGUAACUGCGCGUAGCUUGCAGUAUGAAUACAAAGCGAACUCUAACUUGGUGUUGCAAGCGGACAGAUCUCUGAUCGACCGCACCCGCAGAGAUGAGCCCACUGGAGAGGUGCUGUCUCUGGUUGGCAAACUGGAGGGGACUAAGAUGGGAGACAGGAGCCAGAGAACUAAACCUCAGAUGCUGGAGGAGAGGAGAGCAAAGAGGAGGAAGAGAGAUGAGGAUAGACAUGACAUCAACAAGAUGAAGGGUUUCACGCUGCUAUCUGAGGGUAUUGAUGAGAUGGUGGGCAUUGUGUACAAGCCCAAGACCAAAGAGACCAGAGAAACAUAUGAAAUCCUCCUCAGCUUCAUUCAGGCAGCUCUUGGAGAUCAGCCAAGGGAUAUCCUGUGUGGUGCUGCAGAUGAAGUUUUGGCAGUGCUGAAGAACGAUAAGAUGAGGGACAAAGAGAGGAGGAGGGAGGUGGAGCAGUUGCUCGGGCCCGCUGACGACACACGCUACCAUGUCCUGGUCAACCUGGGCAAGAAGAUCUCAGACUAUGGAGGAGACAAAGAGCUCCAGAAUAUGGAUGAUAACAUUGAUGAAACCUAUGGAGUCAAUGUACAGUUUGAGUCUGAUGAAGAGGAAGGUGAUGAGGAUCCGUACGGUGAGGUUCAUGAUGAUGGUUCUGAUGACAAUGAAGGAGAAGAGGCAGAUGAGAGCUCCACUCUGACUGCUAAUCUGGGCACCACAGGAGAUGUAAUGACAGCUAAAAAGAAGGAUCUUCACCCGCGAGACAUUGAUGCCUUCUGGCUUCAGCGACAGCUCAGCCGAUUCUACAAUGACGCCAUAGUGUCUCAGAAGAAAGCAGAUGAGGUUUUAGAGAUCCUUAAGACUGCCAGUGAUGACAGAGAGUGUGAGAACCAGUUGGUGCUGCUUUUGGGCUUCAACACAUUUGACUUUAUCAAGGUCCUCCGCCAACACAGAAGAAUGAUCCUGUACUGCACCAUGUUGGCCAGUGCUCAAAGUGAGGCAGAGAAAGAGAAGAUCAUGAACAAAAUGGAGGCUGAUCAGGAUCUUUCCAAAGUUUUAUACCAGCUGCAGGAAACUGAGAAAGAGGACAUCAUCAGGGAGGAGCGAUCUCGCCGAGAGAGAGUGAGAAAGUCUCGUGUGGAUGAUCUAGAGUCUAUGGACAUUGAUCAUGGCGAGGCUGUGGCUUCAAGGCAACUACUAGACCUUGAAGAUCUGGCUUUCUCUCAGGGGAGUCAUUUCAUGGCCAACAAGCGCUGCCAGCUUCCUGACGGCUCCUAUCGCAAGCAGAAGAAAGGCUAUGAGGAGGUGCAUGUGCCCGCUCUCAAACCCAAGCCCUUCGGAGAUGAGGAGACACUUUUGGCUAUUGAGAAGCUGCCCAAAUAUGCCCAGGCUGGAUUUGAGGGUUUCAAGACCCUGAAUCGCAUACAGAGUAAACUUUUUAAAACCGCCAUGGAGACAGAUGAGAACCUGCUGGUUUGCGCUCCAACGGGUGCUGGCAAAACUAAUGUUGCUCUCAUGGCAAUGCUUAGAGAGAUCGGAAAGCAUAUCAACAUGGACGGCACAAUCAAUGUGGAUGAUUUCAAAAUAAUCUACAUCGCUCCCAUGCGCUCUCUGGUGCAGGAGAUGGUUGGCAGCUUCAGCAAACGCUUAGCUAGUUAUGGCAUCACUGUUUCUGAGCUGACUGGAGACCACCAGCUUUGUAAGGAGGAAAUAAACGCUACUCAGAUUAUUGUGUGCACCCCUGAGAAAUGGGACAUCAUCACACGGAAGGGAGGAGAGCGCACAUACACACAACUUGUGCGCCUCAUCAUUAUUGACGAGAUCCACUUGCUACAUGAUGACCGUGGCCCAGUACUGGAGUCCCUGAUUGCUCGAACCAUCCGGAAUGUGGAGCUGACACAGGAAGAUGUGAGGCUCAUCGGCCUCAGUGCCACACUGCCCAACUACGAUGAUGUGGCAACUUGCCUGCGUGUAGACCUAUCCAAGGGACUCUUCUAUUUCGACAACAGUUUCCGGCCUGUGCCUCUGGAACAGACAUAUGUAGGAAUCACAGAGAAAAAGGCCAUCAAGCGUUUCCAGAUUAUGAAUGAGAUUGUCUAUGAGAAGAUCAUGGAACAUGCUGGAAAGAAUCAGGUGCUGGUAUUUGUGCACUCAAGAAAGGAGACAGGGAAAACAGCACGCGCGAUCAGGGACAUGUGUUUAGAAAAGGACACUCUGGGCUUGUUUCUCAGAGAGGGAUCAGCCUCCACUGAGGUCCUAAGGACUGAAGCAGAGCAGUGCAAGAACCUGGAGCUAAAGGAUCUGUUGCCAUAUGGUUUUGCUAUUCACCAUGCUGGAAUGACCAGAGUGGACAGGACGCUGGUAGAGGAUCUGUUUGCUGACCGUCACAUCCAGGUAUUGGUGUCCACAGCUACGCUGGCCUGGGGUGUAAACUUGCCAGCGCACACCGUGAUAAUCAAAGGCACACAGGUCUACAGCCCAGAGAAAGGCAGAUGGACAGAGCUAGGAGCCCUGGACAUCUUACAGAUGCUGGGUCGUGCUGGCAGACCACAGUAUGACUCUAAAGGAGAGGGCAUCUUGCUCACCUCUCAUGGAGAACUUCAGUAUUACCUCUCUCUGCUCAACCAGCAGCUGCCCAUCGAGAGCCAGAUGGUGGCCAAACUACCUGACAUGCUCAAUGCCGAGAUAGUGUUGGGCAAUGUGCAGAAUGCCAAGGAUGCAGUUAACUGGCUGGGUUACACAUACCUAUAUGUACGGAUGCUGCGGAACCCCACGUUGUAUGGCGUCUCCCAUGACGAUCGCAGCUCUGACCCCCUGCUGGAGCGACGGCGGAUGGACCUGGUGCACACAGCUGCCACUGUCCUGGAGAAGAACAACCUGGCCAAAUAUGACAAGAGAUCCGGCAACUUUCAGGUCACAGACCUGGGCCGGAUUGCAAGCCAUUUCUACAUCACCCAUGAUUCCGUGAUGACUUAUAACCAGCUGCUGAAGCCCACACUGAGUGAGAUCGAGCUCUUCAGGGUGUUUUCUCUCUCAUCAGAGUUCAGGAACAUCACAGUCAGAGAAGAGGAAAAACUUGAGCUCCAGAAACUACUAGAAAGAGUCCCUAUUCCAGUAAAGGAAAGCAUUGAAGAGCCCAGUGCAAAGAUUAAUGUGCUCCUGCAGGCUUACAUCUCUCAGCUCAAACUGGAGGGCUUUGCCCUCAUGGCUGACAUGGUCUAUGUGACACAGAGUGCUGGCAGGUUGAUGAGGGCAAUCUUUGAGAUUGUUCUGGGUAGAGGCUGGGCCCAACUUACUGACAAGACUUUGAACCUCUGCAAGAUGAUUGACAAAAGGAUGUGGCAGUCUAUGUCUCCUCUGCGCCAAUUCCGCAAGCUUCCAGAGGAGGUCAUCAAAAAGAUAGAGAAGAAAAACUUCCCCUUUGAACGUCUCUAUGAUCUGAACCACAAUGAAAUUGGUGAGUUGAUCCGCAUGCCAAAGAUGGGAAAGACCAUCCAUAAGUAUGUCCAUCAGUUCCCAAAGCUGGACCUGGCAGUUCACCUGCAGCCCAUCACUCGCUCCACACUGAAAGUGGAACUCACCAUCACACCAGAUUUCCAGUGGGAUGACAAGAUACAUGGGUCAUCCGAGGCUUUCUGGAUCUUGGUGGAGGAUGUGGACAGCGAGGUAGUCCUGCAUCAUGAGUACUUUCUCUUAAAGGCCAAGUACGCUCAGGACGAGCAUCUGGUCACUUUCUUCGUGCCCGUGUUUGAGCCUCUGCCUCCACAGUACUUCAUUCGCAUAGCUUCAGACCGCUGGCUGUCAUGUGAGACGCAGCUGCCGGUUUCAUUCCGUCACCUGAUCUUACCAGAGAAGUAUCCUCCUCCCACCGAGCUGCUGGACCUGCAGCCUCUGCCGGUGUCUGCUCUGAGAAACGCAGCCUUUGAGAGCCUUUACCAGAAGUUUCCAUUUUUCAACCCUAUCCAGACCCAGGUGUUCAACGCAGUGUACAACAGCGAUGACAAUGUCUUUGUUGGCGCCCCUACUGGCAGCGGUAAGACCAUAUGUGCCGAGUUUGCCAUUCUCAGGAUGCUCCUACACAACACAGAGGGCCGCUGUGUUUACAUCACACCCAUGGAAGCACUGGCUGAACAGGUUUUUAUUGACUGGCACCAGAAGUUCCAAGACACAUUGAAUAAGAAGGUUGUCUUACUUACUGGUGAGACGAGCACUGACCUCAAGCUGCUGGGUAAAGGUGACAUCAUUGUCAGCACCCCAGACAAGUGGGACAUCCUGUCUCGCCGUUGGAAACAGAGGAAGAACGUGCAGAAUGUUAGCCUUUUCAUUGUGGACGAGGUUCAUCUCAUUGGAGGAGACAAUGGACCUGUGUUGGAGGUGAUUUGCUCCAGGAUGAGGUACAUCUCAUCUCAGAUUGAGCGGCCCAUUCGUAUCGUGGCCCUCAGCUCAUCUCUGUCCAAUGCUAAAGAUGUGGCCCACUGGCUUGGCUGCAGCACUACAGCCACCUUCAACUUCCAUCCCAACGUCAGGCCGGUUCCUCUUGAGCUUCACAUCCAGGGCUUCAAUGUGAGUCACACACAGACUCGUCUGCUGUCCAUGGCUAAACCUGUGUAUCACUCCAUCAUGAAACACUCCCCAUCCAAGCCAGUGCUGGUGUUUGUGCCAUCAAGACGUCAAACUCGCCUCACUGCUAUCGAUAUCCUCACCUUCUGUGCCUCAGAUGUGGUCCCACAAAGGUUCCUGCACUCAACUGAGAAGGACCUGGCUCCAUUCAUGGAGAAUCUCUCUGAUACCACGUUGAAGGAGACCAUCUCUAAUGGGGUGGGGUACCUGCAUGAGGGCCUUUCGGCUACCGAGCGCAGGAUUGUGGAGCAUCUUUUCAUGUCUGGUGCUAUUCAGGUGAUGGUGGCAUCUCGCUCUCUCUGCUGGGGCACUAACAUUUCUGCACAUCUGGUGAUUGUCAUGGACACACAGUACUACAAUGGCAAAAUACAUGCGUAUGUGGACUACCCAAUCUAUGAUGUCCUGCAGAUGGUAGGGAAGGCCAAUCGCCCUCUACAGGAUGAUGAGGGUCGCUGUGUCAUCAUGUGUCAGGGGUCCAAAAAGGACUUCUUUAAGAAGUUCCUGUACGAGCCUCUGCCUGUUGAAUCUCACCUGGACCACUGUCUCCAUGACCAUUUCAAUGCUGAGAUCGUCACCAAGACAGUGGAGAACAAACAGGAUUCCGUGGAUUACCUGACAUGGACAUUUCUGUACCGGCGCAUGACCCAGAACCCCAACUAUUACAAUCUGCAGGGGAUGUCUCACCGUCACUUGUCGGAUCAUCUGUCUGAGCUGGUAGAAAACACCCUGCAUGAUCUGGAGCAGUCCAAGUGUAUCAGCAUUGAGGAUGAGAUGGACGUGGCACCGCUGAAUCUGGGCAUGAUCGCAGCCUACUACUAUAUUAACUACACAACCAUCGAGCUGUUCAGCAUGUCCCUGAAUGCCAAAACAAAGAUCCGCGGCCUCAUUGAGAUCAUCUCCAAUGCUGCGGAGUACAAAAACAUUCCCAUCAGGCACCAUGAGGAGACACUGCUCCGGCAGCUGGCUCAGAAGGUCCCUCAUAAACUGAACAAUCCCAAGUUUAACGACCCUCAUGUGAAGACCAACCUGCUGCUUCAGGCUCAUCUGUCCCGCAUGCAGCUGAGCGCAGAGCUCCAGUCAGAUACCGAAGAUAUACUCAGCAAGGCUGUGCGACUGAUCCAGGCAUGCGUGGACGUGCUCUCCAGUAAUGGCUGGUUGAGUCCAGCACUGGCUGCCAUGGAGCUGGCUCAGAUGGUUACACAAGCCAUGUGGUCCAAAGACUCUUACCUUAAGCAACUACCCCACUUUACUUCUGAACACAUCAAGCGCUGCACAGACAAGGGUGUGGAGAGCAUCUUUGAUAUCAUGGAGAUGGAAGAUGAGGACCGCACUGCUCUGCUGCAGCUUUCAGAUACACAAAUGGCCGAUGUGGCACGGUUCUGUAACCGGUAUCCCAACAUUGAGCUCUCAUACGAAGUGGCUGACAAAGAGGACAUCAAAAGUGGCAGUCCUGUGGUCGUCCAAGUGCAGUUGGAAAGAGAAGAGGAAGUUACUGGACCUGUUAUUGCGCCACUAUUCCCUCAGAAACGUGAAGAAGGCUGGUGGGUGGUUAUUGGAGACCCCAAAUCGAACAGCCUCAUCUCAAUCAAGAGGCUGACUCUUCAACAGAAGGCCAAGGUGAAACUCGACUUUGUGGCACCUGUUGUGGGUGUGCACAACUACACACUGUACUUCAUGAGCGAUGCCUACAUGGGCUGCGACCAAGAAUACAAGUUUAGUGUGGAUGUAAAUGAGGCAGACAGCGAGGGAGACAGUGACAGCGAUUAAUCCCAGUGGGUGGUUGUUAUUCGAGGUCAUGUUAAAAUGCACAUUGUUGUUUUUAAUAUUGUGAACGGUUUAAUUCAUUGUGAUUUAAAUAAAGGAAAAUGUAA